GUAAUGGACUAGCACAGGGUCAGCAACGCGCAGGACGGACAUUAAUUUCUUCAUUUAUUACAACCUACAAAAAUAAAUAAAAAUGCCGGCUCCAGCAAGUUCCACUUCCGUUGGCAGCGGAUCACGUUCACCCAGCAAACUGUCGGCGCCACGUAGCGCUGGUGCGGGCAGCACCUUAAAACAGCGUAAAACUACCAGUAGUAAUACAGCAGCCAGAAGCCGUGCUCCCGGUGGCGCAGGCACAGGUGGCAUGUGGCGUUUUUAUACAGAUGACUCGCCUGGCAUCAAAGUCGGUCCAGUCCCAGUGUUGGUGAUGUCCUUGCUUUUUAUUGCAUCUGUAUUUAUGCUACAUAUUUGGGGCAAAUACAACCGUUCGUAAAACACAUUUCGCUGGGACUUAAAUACUUUCACCAAAACAAACGCAGAGGGCCCCACUAUCGACGUCAUCAGAUUUUAUUGACAUCAAAAAACCAAACAGAUUCACUGGCGCGGUUGCUUCAGCAUUCCCUUUAGUUGGGGCAUUGGUGUUUUCCAUUUGAAAUUAUUACAUUAGCUUAAGUUACCGUCGUUACACCAUAAAAUAAUUUCUUUGAAUAAUUUUCCAAAUUCAUGUCUGAUUCUUGUUGACAACUUGAGUUUAUAGCAAAAACUCUUUCCACAAUUUAUCAUGGUCGUGAAAGAUUUAUUUUGUGCAUUAUUUCCUCGCACCGCCGAUGCGAAUACGAAAUUCAUAAAGUGCUAAGAUAAAAUACAAACGUUUUAUACAAAAAUAA
Scaptodrosophila lebanonensis is the source of this 773-nucleotide messenger RNA. It is a transcript of the gene Sec61beta, whose product is annotated as protein transport protein Sec61 subunit beta. The transcript is spliced from 4 exons. Gene Ontology annotation, biological process: intracellular protein transport. The record is from RefSeq and is a predicted model, not a curated record. Lineage: Eukaryota; Metazoa; Arthropoda; Insecta; Diptera; Drosophilidae. Gene Ontology annotation, cellular component: Sec61 translocon complex. The coding region runs from base 83 to 379 and encodes 98 amino acids.